Ziziphus jujuba (common jujube) is the source of this 2239-nucleotide messenger RNA. RefSeq names its product cytochrome P450 97B2, chloroplastic. The transcript has 14 exons. The coding region runs from base 317 to 2053 and encodes 578 amino acids. Gene Ontology annotation, cellular component: chloroplast. The record is from RefSeq and is a predicted model, not a curated record. Gene Ontology annotation, molecular function: oxidoreductase activity, acting on paired donors, with incorporation or reduction of molecular oxygen; monooxygenase activity; heme binding. Lineage: Eukaryota; Viridiplantae; Streptophyta; Magnoliopsida; Rosales; Rhamnaceae.
GUCAUUAUUUAUUGACCCCCAACAAUUGAAAUGGGUGGAGAAGGUGAUCCAUAAUUUUAAUCUCAGUUGUCACUUCACAUCCAAGGAAACGUUUACGAAAUAAGAAAAUUUGAAAAAGUGGAACUAAUUUUGAUGACCCAAUAACAGUAUAUGCCAUUUCCUUAUCAAUAUUCUUGAACCAACAUAUUUUUUAACUAGAAAAAUAUGAAAUAUAGCAGAAACUGGGAGGUCCACAGCAUUUCCAAAGGAUAUAUAUAGGUGGGGGUUUUCGGAUGGCGGUCUUUUCUUAACUGGAUUCGGUGAAUGCUGAGUCACCAUGGCUGCUCCAUGUUUCUUGCAGCUCUCUUCCUCAACUGUCGUGAAUGUCAGCUUUCAAAGAAGUGAUUUUGGUUGCUUUCGCUCUUUGCCUGCCAAUUCUCUUUUCAAUUCCAAGUCCAAAAGCUCUUCUAUCAGAUGCCAAUCGACUAGUACUGAAGAACCUAAAACAAGAAGAAAUUUACUGGAUAAUGCAAGUAACCUCCUCACGAACUUGCUAAGUGGGGGAAGCCUUGGGACCAUGCCUAAUGCCGAAGGUGCUGUCUCCGAUUUGUUUGGUCGGCCCCUCUUCUUUUCGCUGUAUGAUUGGUUCUUAGAGCAUGGUUCUGUUUAUAAGCUUGCUUUUGGACCGAAAGCCUUUGUCGUUGUAUCAGAUCCUAUUGUUGCCAGGCAUGUUCUUAGAGAAAAUGCAUUUUCUUAUGAUAAGGGAGUCCUUGCUGAUAUCCUAGAACCAAUAAUGGGCAAAGGACUUAUACCUGCUGACCUUGACACAUGGAAACAAAGGAGAAGAGUUAUUGCUCCUGGGUUCCAUGCCUUGUACUUGGAAGCUAUGGUUAAGAUAUUUACCAGUUGUUCAGAAAGAUCAACAAUGAAAUUUGAGAAACUUCUAGAAAGAGAGAACUCACUUGGUGGAAAGACAAUUGAGUUGGAUCUUGAAGCAGAGUUUUCAAGUUUGGCUCUUGAUAUAAUUGGCCUUGGUGUCUUCAACUAUGACUUUGGAUCUGUUACAAAAGAAUCUCCUGUAAUUAAGGCAGUAUAUGGAACACUUUUUGAAGCAGAACAUAGGUCAACCUUUUAUUUCCCAUAUUGGAAAAUUCCGUUAAUGAAGUGGAUAGUCCCCAGGCAACGGAAGUUCCAGUAUGACCUGAAGGUUAUCAACGACUGCCUUGAUGGACUCAUCAGAAAUGCAAAAGAGACCAGACAGGAAACAGAUGUUGAGAAAUUGCAAGAAAGGGACUACUUAAAUUUAAAGGAUGCAAGUCUUUUGCGUUUCUUAGUUGAUAUGCGUGGAGCAGAUGUUGAUGACCGUCAGUUGAGGGAUGACCUGAUCACAAUGCUUAUUGCUGGCCAUGAAACAACAGCUGCUGUUCUUACUUGGGCUGUCUUCCUGCUUGCUCAAAAUCCUUCCAAAAUGAAAAAAGCACAAACAGAGAUUGAUUCGGUGCUUGGAGAGGGUUCACCAACUUACGAGUCACUUAAAAAACUGGAGUACAUAAGACUUAUUGUUGUGGAGGCUCUUCGAUUGUAUCCUCAGCCCCCUUUGCUUGUUAGACGUUCUAUCAAACCAGAUAUAUUACCAGGGGGCUACAAUGGUGAUAAAGAUGGUUAUACAAUUCCUGUUGGGACUGAUAUUUUCAUUUCUGUAUAUAACCUCCAUAGAUCUCCAUAUUUUUGGGACCGUCCUAAUGAAUUUGAACCAGAAAGGUUUCUGGUGCAAAAGACAGGUGACGGCAUUGAAGGGUGGGCAGGUUUUGACCCAUCUCGGAGCCCAGGAGCAUUAUAUCCAAAUGAGAUUAUAUCAGAUUUUUCUUUCUUACCUUUUGGUGGAGGACCACGCAAAUGUGUUGGAGAUCAAUUUGCGCUCAUGGAGUCAACUGUGGCAUUGGCUAUGUUGUUACAGAAAUUCGACAUAGAAUUGAGGGGACCUCCAGAAUCUGUGGGAAUAGUUACAGGGGCAACAAUUCAUACAAAGAAUGGAAUGUGGUGCAAAUUGAAGAAGAGAUCUAAUGUACACUGAUAUAUUGCAUUAUGAAACAAUACUGAGUAGUUUUCAGUCAGUCAUGGAAUGGCUGUCUUAAUACCUUUUUUUGGCUCUUUUUUUCUUAUUUUCCCUGGGGGUUAUAAAUGAGUUCACUUCCUGAAUAAAUGAAAAUAUUAUACAAGAAAAAGAGUAGAAACAAACCAUGAGCAUUAUUUUGUUUUA